AUGCCAGUUCGUUUUAUAUGUUAUGGUAUUUGCCUACUGAUUGCCGGUUCGGGUUGUUCCGCAAACAACAUUUUCGAAUAUUUAGGACGGGCGUACCGUAAAGGUUUGAUCGAAUUCCGCGAAGACGCUCAGUUCGGCAACAAAUCGUUAUUGGACGAAUACGAUUUCAUAGUGGUCGGGGCUGGGGCCGCGGGAGCGACGGUCGCCCGGCGGUUGGCCGAAGUGCCGGAAUGGAAUAUACUACUGUUGGAGGCCGGCGGUGAAGAAUCCUUGAUAACUUCGAUUCCGGCCAUUGCGCACUAUUUACAAUUCACCGAUUACAAUUGGGCGUACCACACGGAAAAAGAACCGCACGCGUGUAAAGGACUUACGAACAAGGUGUGUCCCUGGCCGGCGGGUAAAGGGCUGGGAGGCAGUACGAUAAUCAAUAACAACAUGUACACUAGGGGCAAUCCGAGAGACUUUGAUCGGUGGGCCGAGGCCGGCAAUCCGGGAUGGUCUUACGAGGACGUGCUGCCGUAUUUCUUGAAAAACGAAGACAUAAAGAUACCCGAACUGAAACGAUCGCGUUAUCAUGGGGUAGGAGGGCCGAUGUCGAUAAGCUAUCCGCCGUUCAAAUCAAAACUAGCUGACGCGUUUUUAGAAUCCGCGACCGAGGUGGGUAUGCGAAUCGGCGACUAUAACGCUCCGGGCAGUCACGUAGUGUUUUCGAGAAUCCAAAGUACGACGUCCAACGGUAGACGGGUUACGUCUGCGGCGGCUUACCUACGAGAAAACUUAGAUAAUUUGCACAUAGUCGAAUUCGGAUACGUAACAAAAAUACUUAUAGACGAGAACACGAAAACCGCGUACGGCGUGGAGUUCACUAAAAAUAAAAGAAAACGGAAAAUAUUAGCCAAAAGGGAAGUAAUAAUAUCAGCGGGUUCGUUCAAUUCGGCUAAAUUGUUGAUGCUUUCCGGAAUCGGUCCUAAAGAACAUCUGGAGCCAUUGGGGAUAAAAACUAUAAACGAUUUGCGGGUAGGUGACAAUCUACAAGAACAUCCCGGAUUUGCCGGGCUGGUUUUCGUUAUCGAUCAACCACUAUCUUUAUUCGUGGAUAGAGUGUAUCGAAAUAUCUUCGAAGAACUGUUUAAAGAGUACCAAGGGAAAAGUUGGUUAUCAGUUUUACCGGUCGAAGGCGUUGGUUACGUGAAAACGAAAUACAAUAAUGACGAAGGAGAUUUGCCGGACAUCGAAUAUAUAUUUUUACCGGGUAGUAUGGCCACGGAAGACGGUUUAGGCGGAAGUAUGCUCCGGAGAACGAUGGGAGUACCAGAUAAAUUAUAUCAUGAAAUGUUAAAAGGUGCUUUAUUGAAUGACUCGUGGACGAUCGGGCCCAUGUUGAUGUAUCCGAAAAGCAGGGGACAAGUAUUAAUGAUUUGUUAAUAAUACUAUGUAUAACUAUAAGCACCUUUCGGUCCAUAUAGAUUUGUAAAAGAUAACAUUUAGUAAUUUUUUUUCAUCUCGUCUUUUAGGUUCGUCUCCGUAGUUCCAACCCGUUUGAUAGCCCGAAGAUCAACGCGAAUUUUUUCGCCGAUCCCAUGGACCUGAAGCGCAUAGUAGAGGGCAUACAGAUGAUAAUCGACUUGAGCAAGACCAAGGCGUUUCAAAAGUACGGGUCCAAGUUAUACGAUAACCCAAUGCCCGGUUGUAAGCAUUUGGAAUUUGGUACUGAUCAAUACUGGUCGUGUUGUGUCGAAACCAUGACCAUGCAGUUCCAUCACCAGAGCGGAACCUGCAAAAUGGGCCCAGAAUGGGACCGGAACGCUGUAGUAAAUCCUCAGUUAAUGGUUUACGGAGUGAACAGACUGAGAGUGAUCGACUGUUCGAUCAUGCCAACAAUAACAGGUGGUCACACCGUCGCACCGGCCUAUAUGAUCGGCGAAAAAGGAUCCGAUCUGAUAAAGUCUUUUUGGUUAAACAAUUGAGUUACUGAGUAUAUACGUAACAGUGGCGGAUUAUAAUAUACGCAGAUCAAGCAGGCGAUUGGAGUGGCAAACUUCAAGUUUGAUACUUGCGGCCCUUAAAAUAAGAAUGGUCAAUGACUAUAAAAUAUAAAACGGUGUCUCUUUUUUGUUUAUUUUUUUUUUUUUUUGUUUAUUACCAUGCAAUUGAGGCCUAACCUAACCUUAACAAAGAUAAAAUAUACAUGCCUUAAAUAUUAGAUGUUAUAUUAACUUACUGAAAUAUUGCCCCCGUGAACAC
Molecule: messenger RNA, 2244 nt
Organism: Cinara cedri
Lineage: Eukaryota; Metazoa; Arthropoda; Insecta; Hemiptera; Aphididae
Source: the annotation of a GenBank genome assembly